AUGGUUUACUGCGGCAAGCCCUCCAGGGGCUGCCAGAUGUGCAGAACACGUCGGAUAAAGUGCGAUGAAACCAAACCCAUAUGCAACCAGUGCACCAAAAGCCGAAGGACGUGUCCGGGCUACAAGGACGAGUUCGACUUGGUUUUCCGCAACGAGACUCAAGCAACGGAAAGGCGGGCCAGAAAGGCCAACAAGAAGCCCAUGGCGCAAAAGUACGUCAAGGAUGCCGAUCCCUGCGAGAGCUCCGCGUCAUCCUCGUCUCCAGCUUCCUCGACCGACAUGAGCAUCAUCCACGCCACACCGCAAGUGCCCGUCGAAGACCAGGCGGCGUGCCACUUCAUCUCCAACUUUGUCCUUGUUCCGCACCAGGGAAGCGUCCGAGGCUUCUUAGACUUUGUCAUGCCGCUCAUGAAAAUAGACGACAUCCCCCAGCAUUUCAAGUAUGCCUUCGACGCCUGUGCCCUGGCUUCCCUCAAUAAUCGUGUCGGCACAGGCAAUGAUUUCGAAAAGGAGGCCCUGGGAAAGUAUACAAAGGCGCUAUCCGCCACAUCUUCCGCACUGCGCGACCCCGAGGUCGCAAAACAGGACGCCACGCUGGCCUCGGUCCUGCUCUUGGGUCUCUUUGAGAACAUCACGGCCAAGCACGUGGGCAUGCUGGCCUGGGGCUCUCACAUUGAAGGGGCUGUUCAGCUUGCCAAGGCUCGAGGCCGCAAGCAGUUGCGCACAAAGAUUGGCCUGGCCAUGUUCAUCGCCGUCCGGACCCAGAUGAUCAUACAUAGUCUCACUACGUCAAAGUGCCCGGUCAUGGGAGCCGACUGGUGGAUCAACGACGCCGUUAGGGAUGAGCACGCCUCCGAGUGUCAGCGACUCAAUAUCGUAACAGGGGAGUUCCGCGCCGAGGCGAACCGACUCCUCACAAUGUCCACACGGUCGUCUGGCCAUGUGGAUAAGGUGGCUGCCAUGAUCAAGAGAUGCCAGGCACACGAUCUAGCCUGCGCAAACUGGGCAAGGAACCUGCCCGAGUAUUUCCAGUUCAAGACGGUUGCGUGGGAGGACAGUGUCCCGAAUGGAGACUACGCAAAGGCUGAGGUGUAUCCGGGACGUGUCGACGCUUAUCAAGACCUAUGGGUUACCAGUGUCUGGAACAUGAUGCGAUGCUCACGCAUCGUGCUGGCGUCCAUCAUUGUACGUUGCGCCGCCUGGACCUCGGCACCGGUGGACUAUCGGACAACGCCCGAGUAUGCGACGGCUGCUCGGACGUGUGCCAAUGCCAUCACGGAUAUCAUAGCCUCGAUCCCUUACCAGCUUGGUUGGUUCUCGAAGCGCAGAGAGCUCCUGGAAAGGGCCAAUCUCUCGACCUUUGCAUGCGGCGAGGAAGACGCCCAGAAAGGCCUGGGUGGGUACUUUGUGACGUGGCCUCUGGCCUGCAUCUAUGGGCAAGAUUACAUUACCGACUCGCAACGGAUCUGGGUGCAGGGCCGCCUCGAGUUCAUUGCGUCCCAACUGGGUGUCAGAUACGCAAACAUGCUGAUCGCGAUCAAUGUCCGGGUGCCGUCCAUGCUCAUCCGCAGGGACGGCCUGGUGUCCAGCCCGUAUCCGCAGGCCCAGAAUUUUGAGAAGCUACUGUCGGCAAAGAUGGCGCCCCCGUUGGCGGGCUUCUCCAUGAAUCCGAUACAGCAGCGCGAGGCGAUGCAGAGGGAGACGAUGCAACGCCAAACGGCCGAGCUAGUGAACAAGGCCAUGGGUACGUCGGGCAAAGUUGAUGAGUGGACGGCCAAGACGUGGCUACAGCUGCAGCACCUGACGACAUGA
This is a messenger RNA of Hirsutella rhossiliensis, 1812 nucleotides long. Its product is annotated as fungal zn(2)-Cys(6) binuclear cluster domain-containing protein. The transcript has 4 exons. The record is from RefSeq and is a predicted model, not a curated record. Gene Ontology annotation, molecular function: DNA-binding transcription factor activity, RNA polymerase II-specific; zinc ion binding. Lineage: Eukaryota; Fungi; Ascomycota; Sordariomycetes; Hypocreales; Ophiocordycipitaceae. The coding region runs from base 1 to 1812 and encodes 603 amino acids. Gene Ontology annotation, biological process: regulation of DNA-templated transcription.